AUGCUAUUCCAAGACCUCUCCUUUCCAGCGGUCAUCGGUGCAGCAUUUGGUGUGUUUGCUAUAUCUGUAGUCGCCGGAUGUAUCUACGAUCUGUUUUUUCAUCCGUUGCGCAACUUCCCCGGCCCCAAACGGGCAGCCAUAUGGUCUUUCUACGAGUUUUACUACGAUGUCAUUAGAGAUGGCACUUAUCUCUGGGAAAUUGAGAAGAUGCACCACAAAUACGGGCCGAUUGUUCGCAUCAACUCAAGAUCUUUGCAUAUCCACGAUCCGGAAUACUUUAGCACCAUCUACGCUGGAAGUGGCCGCAAGGUUAACAAAGAACUGUCAGCCGUGUCUGGGUACACAUUCCCACAUUCCACCAUCUCCACUCUCGACCACGACCUCCAUCGCAAACGUCGCGCCAUUGUGAAUCCGUAUUUUUCUAAAAGGGCCAUUGCGGACAUCGAGCCGGUCAUUCACGAGCGUCUGGAUGCAUUGAUCUCGCGUCUUGCAGAAGCAAAGGGAAGCACCGUUGACCUGACGUGUGCCUUUUCUGCCUUCACUGCGGAUGUUGUCACCUACCACUUCUAUGGGUCCCAUGCAAACUACAUUGGAAGCAAGGACUUCAAGUACGGACUCAAGGAUGCACUGACUGUGUUGUUGAAUCUGUACAACCUCACGCGCUUCCUGCCAGUCCCCGCAACUACACUCAAGAACCUCCCGUUGCCAAUCCUCGGGUUGAUUAACCCGAACUUCCCUGAGGUCGUGUCGGCGCGGGAGGCUAACAAAAAGAUGGUUUUGAACUACCUCAACAAGCCUGAUGAAGAGAAAAACGCCAUGAAAGACGCGAGAUCCAAGUCUGUCAUUGUGAGCGCACUGACGGAUCCCAAUGUCCCCGACGCGGAGAAAACACUGGAUCGUCUGUUAGAUGAGGGUGAAACCAUCAUUUUUGCCGGGAUUGACACCACCGCUAGGACACUCGCCGUCGCCCUGUUCCACCUACUCAAUAAUAAGGAUGUGCUGAUGAAGCUGCGGAAAGAAUUGCAGGCUAUUGCAAAGUCGGAUGGUCAACAAUGGACCACGACAGAGCUUGAGGCCGUGCCAUAUAUGAGAGGCGUCGUCCAGGAAGCGAUUCGCCUUGCGUACGGUUUAGUCGUGCGCAUUCCAAGAAUCUCCCCACACGAAGCUCUGCAGUACAACGGUUUCGUAAUUCCACCAGGAACACCGGUCAGCCAGUCAACCUAUCUGGUCAACAACGACGCUUCCAUAUUCCCAAAUCCUCAAGCAUUCGAUCCCGAGCGUUGGGUCAAGGCUGCACAAGACGGCGUCAGCCUCGACAAAUACAUGGUCAGCUUCAGCAAGGGCAGCAGGGGAUGUCUCGGUAUCAACCUGGCAUAUGCAAAACUCUACCUCGGUAUUGCAAGGGUUGCAACAUCCUUGGAUAUGGAGCUAUUUGAAACGACUGAGAAAGAUAUUGCUGUAUACCAUACACGGGGCUUCGCCUUUCCCAAGGAAGGUGACGGUGCAGUCAAGGCACAAGUUACGGGUCUGUGCAAAUAG
Molecule: messenger RNA, 1539 nt
Organism: Aspergillus fischeri NRRL 181
Lineage: Eukaryota; Fungi; Ascomycota; Eurotiomycetes; Eurotiales; Aspergillaceae
Product: cytochrome P450
Exons: 5
Coding region: 1-1539 (512 amino acids)
Molecular function (GO): iron ion binding; oxidoreductase activity, acting on paired donors, with incorporation or reduction of molecular oxygen; monooxygenase activity
Source: RefSeq, a predicted model, not a curated record